GCCCUGUGCACGCGGCGGCCCCUCGGCUCUGCGGACCGCUCGCAAAGACCUAGGCUGUACUCUGGCGCUGCCAUCUUCCUUUCCAGAAUUACUACUACCCUACUGCUUCCUGGAAUCUACUCAUGGGGGCAGCAGUGCAAGUUAGUACUGAGGCAGAGUUGUGAAUGUGCAGCCAUGUACAUGCUCCCCUAAAGCAUGCUAGGGCAAGUGACGCCAUGUCUGAUUCCUCCCUCUAGGAUUUUCAAUGGCAGGAUAUCAGCUUUGGUCACCAUGGACCCCUCUGGAUGAGAGCUUCCAAUGGCUGCGGCACACGACGCCCACCCCAUCCUCCAAGCACCCCUUUAGGGCCUCCCCCUGCUUUCCACAUACCCCUUCUGAUCUGGAAGUUCAGCUGUGUUUCCAAGAGGUCACCCUUGUCCUCGACAGCCCAUUCCUGGAAAAUGGAGUAAGUCCCAAGCUACCCUAUCACAUGUCAGAGCUUGGAAGCAUGAUCCACAAGAAAGGACUGGUCAGGAAGCCGCAGCCCAUCCGCCUCAGUGGCGUGGAUUCUGUCUUUGGCAGGGUUAUCACAGCUCAGCCACCCAAGUGGACUGGGACCUUCAGAGUUUCUGAGAAGUCAGCCUUUCGCAAAAUCAUCAGCAAAGAGCAACAGUGGCCCACUGGACUCAAGGAGCCUCAGAUCCAGAUGACAGUGACAAUGUGCAAACAGAUGCUGCGCUCCAUCCUCUUGCUGUACGCAACCUACAAGAAGUGCACCUUUGCCCUGCAGCACUCCAGGUAGAGGGUCCGGUCACGCCCCUGCUCUCUGGGAUGGAAAUGAGCUCAUAUAAGCCUAUCCAGCCACGCUGCCCUUGCUUCCACUUUCUCUCAAGCAACAAGAGAAGCCCCUUUCCUCUUGUUCUCUCCAAGGCCACUGACAGAGUAGGGGGGACAUUUCCGCUGUAGAGCUGAACAACCUCUGAGAGUCUAACUAGUGCUGACUUGUACAUGUG
Octodon degus (degu) is the source of this 992-nucleotide messenger RNA. It is a transcript of the gene Fancd2os, whose product is annotated as FANCD2 opposite strand. The transcript is spliced from 2 exons. Bases 245 to 781 code for a protein of 178 amino acids. Lineage: Eukaryota; Metazoa; Chordata; Mammalia; Rodentia; Octodontidae. The record is from RefSeq and is a predicted model, not a curated record.